Messenger RNA from Ziziphus jujuba (common jujube), 3377 nucleotides. Its product is annotated as putative late blight resistance protein homolog R1B-17. The coding region runs from base 1154 to 3214 and encodes 686 amino acids. The transcript is spliced from 2 exons. NCBI's taxonomy places the organism in Eukaryota, Viridiplantae, Streptophyta, Magnoliopsida, Rosales, Rhamnaceae. The record is from RefSeq and is a predicted model, not a curated record. Gene Ontology annotation, molecular function: ADP binding. Gene Ontology annotation, biological process: defense response to other organism.
AUGAAGCCAGAGCCUUGCGGAGCUGGUGUGAGCUGGUGUGAACGAUUCUACAAUCCCUUUCUUUUUCCCUUUUUUUUUUUUUGGCUUAAGAUUCCACCAUCUCUGUCUUCAUCUCAAGUGUUGUAUUAACUAAUACAAAACUCAUACACACGAGAGAAAAGCCAUAGCCAUAUGAAUCUGGUGUAAGCGAUUCCACCAUCCCUGUCUCCAUCCCAAGUGUUGCAAACGUUUUCUUCGGAUUCCACUGUCUGCUUGCAUCAGCUCCAUCACCGCCCCAUCAACCCACAUCACCAUCCUGCCAUUUUCUUCCUUCUUGAAGCCUCUAGUUCACGUGCUCUUCACAAAGCAAGACUUGAACUCUCAGAGUGGAAUGGUACUGUGCUUGGUGUCGGAGAUUUACACCUCUCCCGAUCCUAAAUGGGCCAAACCUGUGAAGUCGUUUACUCCACCUUUCUCAUGAAUUUCUGGAUUUUAUGAAUGUCAGUUUGCAGAGAAAAGAUCCUGAUGGUCAAAGCUUAGCCUCCAUCGACCGUUUGUUCCUGGUCAGAAUCUUAUUUGUUGAAGUGCUAAGAAGCAAACACUUUGAAGCUUUGUGAGAGGAGAGGAAGGGAGAUAAAACCAUAUAACAUGGCUGACUUUGUUGUUCCUGUUGUCUGCGAGUUCUUGUCGAGGCUGCUUACACAUGAAGCAAAUUUACUUGAUGGAGUGAAAGAUCAAGUCAAGUUACUUCAAGGUGACCUCGGAAUCAUGAAUGCCUUUCUCAGAAAUUCCGAAGGGAAACAAAGUGAUCAUCCCUUGGUGAUGGAAAUGGUGGAUCAAAUAAGGGAUGUUGCCUUGGAGGCUCAAAACGUUAUAGACAAAUAUGUAGCCUCUGUCAUAAAACUGCGAAGAGGGACAUUACUGGCAAAAGUCAUCCAUUCAGUUAUUCAUAUUAAAUGUAGCGCGUAAGACAGCAAGCAUAAAGAGAGGGAUAACAAAUAUUUAUGAUCAACGGCAAGCGUAUGGCAUCGGAGAAGCUGAAUCUUCUUAUGUAGAUGUGGAGGCAGAGCAAUCGCUUCAAACAAGGAGGAGAAAUGUUGAGGAAGAUGAUGUGGUGGGCUUCAACAGCGAUGCAACAACAUUGGUAAAGCAGCUUACCUGUCCACAAGAUCAAAUGCUUGAUGUAAUUUCAAUUGUUGGCAUGGGUGGCUUGGGAAAGACAACACUUGCAAGAAAAAUCUAUAACAAUAGCCUUGUAAUGAAUCACUUUCAAUGUCGUGCAUGGGUUUAUGGAUCUGAAGAUUGCAAAACUCACGAGUGGUUGCUUGGCAUAAUUCGUUGUGUAAUGCAAGUGACAGUUGAAAUUUAUGAAAUGAAUAACGAAGCACUAAAGGCCAUACUUCGUCAUCGGUUGCAGGGAGAGAGGUACCUUGUUGUCAUGGAUGAUUUAUGGAGAUCUGAAAUAUGGGAUGAGGUAUGUUCUGCUUUUCCUGAUGAUUUGAAUGGAAGUAGAAUCCUAAUCACUAGUCGUAUACAAGAAGUGGCUUUAAAUGCUAGCGCAACUACUCCUCCUUUCUUUCUGCCAUUUCUUGGCGAGGAAGAAAGUUGGGAACUCUUCCAAAAGAAGGUAUUUCGGGGAGGACACUGCCCUUCCAAUCUUGAAGAUAUUGGGAGGAAACUUGCAGAAAAAUGUAAACGGUUACCACUUUCAAUUGUUGUAUUAGGAAGCCUCCUAGCAACUCAGGAGAAGUCUUACCGAACAUGGUCGAGAUUCAUUGACAAUGUCAAUUGGUAUCUCACUGAGGAUAAAACUCGAUGCUUAGACAUUCUAGCUUUAAGCUACAACCAUUUACCUCGACAUUUGAAAAUCUGCUAUUUAUAUGUUGGUGGUUUUCCAGAAGACUAUGAGAUCCCUGCAAGGCACUUAAUUAAUCUGUGGUCAUCCGAGGGAUUCAUAGAACAAAAUGGCAACAGAGAUGUGGAUGAUGUUGCAGAACACUACUUGGAACAGCUGAUCGAUAGAAGUUUGAUUCAAGUGGUGAGCAAGAGAAGUGAUGGAGGUGUAAAGACAUGUCGUAUUCAUGAUCUCCUACGAGAUCUCUGUAUAAAGGAAAGCAGACGAGCUAAGUUCAUUGAGGUUCAUUCUUAUUCUAACUUUUCAUCCAUGACCAUGAAGAGUAAACCUCAUAGACUUUCCAUUAUGAAUUGCAACAUGAAUCGAUACAUCUCCUCAGACACCUGUGAUCCAUCAUAUGCACGUUCUUUGUUGAUGUUUAGCAAAGAAGGAUGUUUAUAUGCAGGUCAAUGGAGAUGGGUUUACAAAGGUUUCAAGUUUCUCCGGGUGUUGCAUAUAGAGUUUGUGUAUAGCGAAGGAAUUCCUAGUGGAAUAGGAAAGCUUAUUCAUUUGAGAUGCUUUAGGAUAUGUAAUAAGGGUGGAGAAACGAUCAAAUUUAUUCCAGCUUCCAUAUGCAACCUUUUGUAUCUGGAAACAAUUCAUAUAGGUGGAUGUGUUUCUGCACCUUUGCCAAAGAAUAUUUGGAUGAUGAAACAAUUAAGAUGUUUGAUUCUGAGGGAUGGAAUGCGUUUGCCUGAACCUCCUAGAAAAAUGGAUGGGCCUCUAUGGAAUCUCCAAGUCGUUUCUAGACUAGAAGUUACUCGGAAAACAGCUCAACUGUUUACCAUGUUUCCAUAUGUAAGGAAACUUUAUUUAGAAUUUCAAACUAUGGGAACAGAUAGAAAUGUGAUAACAGAAUUAUUACAAAAGCUUGAACAUUUAAAAUGCCUGCAAACCUUGAAGGUUCGGAACUUUAUCACUGAAUCUGAGCUCCUUUUGAAAUUCUUCCCAGCAAGACUCACUAAGAUCACCUUCGUUUUUUCCAACUUGGUUAGGAGCCACUUCAGUAUACUGGGACAACUUCCUAACCUUCGUGUCCUGAAGUUGAGAGAUGCAGAUAAACUUUACCAUCUCAAAUUCUUUGCAGGUGAGUUUCCUCAACUUGAAUUCUUUGGGAUGAAAGAUCUACAGGUAGUUGAAACAUGGGAACUGGAAAAAGGUGCAAUGCCAAACCUUGGGCGUUUAGUAAUCUGUAAUUGCUUUGCAUUGAAAGAUUUGCCUGAUCAACUCUGGGAUUCAACUUCUCUUCAAAUUCUAAAAGUGUCAGGUGUCUCAGGAGAUUUGGAGAAUAGGCUCAAGAAUUUGAGUAUGAAGAAUCAAGUAAAGGUUCUAAUCGACUAGCUUUGACAAACCUCCCACGGCCCUGCUGUUUGUUUUUUCGGUACUUUCUUUUUUUAGUUUUAUUUACAAUUACCUUUGUGAUUGCCAAUAAAAUGCCAUGACUCAUGAUAGAACUUUUUAUUUUUAUUCUUAUUUUUUUUGAAUUUAUGCCCAUCUUGCAAUU